AUGUCCUCUGCCACCACAUCAGACGAUCAAAUCAAGAAGGCAUUCCUCGAGACCCAGUCCAAGAUCAGCGACUACACCCGCCAGCUCAAUGCCGUCAAGACCCAGCUCUCGCUGAAGGAUCGGGAGGGCCGUCUCUGCGAUCUGACUCAUAAGGAGCUGGCGAGCCUGCCCAAGGAUACGGGUGCUUAUCGAGCUGUUGGACGGAUGUUCUUCAAGGCGGAUCUGAGCGUCCUGGCAGAUGAGCUCAAAGUCCAGAGCACCGAGGCCGCCAGGGAGGCCAAGGCUCUUGAGCGGGCCUCGAAAAAGAUCGAAGGCUCCAUUAUCGAUGCCCAGGACAACUUGAAAGAGCUGCUGAAGAAGCGGCAGGAGCUCUGA
Messenger RNA from Polychytrium aggregatum, 375 nucleotides. RefSeq names its product Prefoldin. Bases 1 to 375 code for a protein of 124 amino acids. Gene Ontology annotation, cellular component: cytoplasm; prefoldin complex. The transcript is spliced from 3 exons. NCBI's taxonomy places the organism in Eukaryota, Fungi, Chytridiomycota, Chytridiomycetes, Polychytriales. The record is from RefSeq and is a predicted model, not a curated record. Gene Ontology annotation, biological process: protein folding. Gene Ontology annotation, molecular function: protein folding chaperone.